GUGUAACAGCGCCGGGACGUCGGCAGCAGGAAGAGGGGACAGUUCUUCAAAGAAAAAAAGAAAAGAAAAGAAAAGAAAAGAAAAGAAAACCAGCUGGUUCGGGUUUUAAAAAUUAUAUCACCAAAACUAAAACCCGGCGUCAUUCGGCGUUUGCAUUUGAAACGCCGCGAUGAGGCGAGGCGACCGCGGCGUGAAUGGCUUUGAGUCGGAUUCUAGUGAUGAUAAUGAAGUUGAAAGCCAUGUGGUAUCAGCAAGUGAAACCCAAGACGCGGUGACGAGAGGGAGGAACUUCGUUGGCUUCUGGCUCCUAGGGUUGUGCAAUAACUUUGCCUACGUCAUUAUGCUGAGCGCUGCCCACGACAUUCUCAGCAAGCAGCAAGCAGGGACCAACGCCACACUGCCAACAGCCCAGCGCAAGGUGUUGAAUGGGACAGACUGGGAACUGGCCAGCAUCGCUGGGGAAAAUUCUACAAACACCAGCCGCUAUGAUUGCAACCCAGUGUCCACAGCCGCUAUUCUUUUAGCUGACAUCCUCCCCACUCUUGUGAUCAAGUUCUCCGCUCCCUUCUUCAUCCACCUCAUCCCAUACAGUGUCCGAGUCUUGCUGUGCUCCCUCGCGGCUGCAGCCAGUUUCGCCAUUGUCUCCUUUUCCACUGGGAUCUGGAUGAGCAUUCUGGGUGUGGUGUUUGCUAGUGUGUCCUCGGGUCUAGGAGAGCUCUCGUUCCUUGGCCUCACUUCGUUUUUCCACAGCUCCGUGAUUUCAGGCUGGUCCUCUGGCACAGGGGGGGCUGGUAUUUUGGGGGCGCUCUCGUACUCCGGCCUGACGCAGGUCGGUCUGUCCCCCAAAAACACCCUGCUGGUGAUGCUGAUCGUACCCGCGCUCAUGAUGAUCAGUUAUUUUGGGGUCCUGGUGCACCCCCCCUCUCUCCCAGGCUGGUCACGGAAGCGUGCACCUCCCCAAAAAGACAGGGGGGCCAGGAGACCCCUGUUAGACGAGGAGGACCAAGAAGAUGUUAUAAACGCUGAAACUCUGGGUCUUAAGGAAAAGGGUUUUGUAGUCAUGGGUCUGCUGAAGUAUAUGAUCCCUCUGGCUGUUGUUUAUUUCGCUGAAUAUUUCAUCAACCAAGGGCUGUUUGAGUUGCUGUACUUCCCAAAAUCAAAUUUGAAACAUUCAGAGCAGUAUCGCUGGUACCAGACUUUGUACCAGCUCGGCGUGUUUAUCUCCAGAUCGUCAGUGAACUGUGUGCAGAUAAAAAAGAUCUGGAUUCUUGCAGGCCUACAGUGUGUGAAUGCGCUGGUUCUGUUUCUGGCAGUGUAUUACCAGUUCCUCCCCAGUAUCUUCAUCGUUUUUGCCUUCAUCCUGUACGAGGGGCUGCUGGGAGGGGCUGGCUAUGUCAACACCUUCAAUAACAUCAGCAGAGAGAGCUCCGAUCUGCACAGGGAGUUUUCUCUGGGAGCUGCGUGCGUCUCUGACACUCUGGGAAUCUCUCUCUCCGGAGCCCUGGCUCUCCCGCUGCACGACUACCUCUGCCGACUUCCCUGACAAGAGGCAGAGAAAUUCAACCGAGCCCCACAAACCCACCUUCCCUCGAAUUGGUUGAGCCCUUCGGCACUGGUCCGGUUUCCGAGGAGCUGAGGGAUCUCGGAAAACUUCUCAAGUCGGGUCUUGAAGGAUCUCUGUGAUUCGGCAUCAAACCGCAUGGGUCUGGAACCCUUUCCACCCCCCCUCACCCCCCCUCAUCACAACCUGUGUGGUGACAAUUCUGGUAUCUUUAGUUUCAUAAAAUGUAAAGGUUAUGGUGUUUUUUAUUGGUUAAAA
Molecule: messenger RNA, 1819 nt
Organism: Polyodon spathula (Mississippi paddlefish)
Lineage: Eukaryota; Metazoa; Chordata; Actinopteri; Acipenseriformes; Polyodontidae
Gene: cln3
Product: CLN3 lysosomal/endosomal transmembrane protein, battenin
Exons: 16
Coding region: 170-1543 (457 amino acids)
Biological process (GO): regulation of intracellular pH; lysosome organization
Cellular component (GO): lysosome; membrane
Source: RefSeq, a predicted model, not a curated record